Molecule: messenger RNA, 1950 nt
Organism: Naumovozyma castellii
Lineage: Eukaryota; Fungi; Ascomycota; Saccharomycetes; Saccharomycetales; Saccharomycetaceae
Gene: RPC82
Product: DNA-directed RNA polymerase III subunit C82
Exons: 1
Coding region: 1-1950 (649 amino acids)
Source: RefSeq, a predicted model, not a curated record
AUGGAAUCUAUUCUAAAUUCUGUGGCCGCUGUGGCCCCUACCUUGGUAGAGGGCUCGAAUUCAGUAGCUAACGAGGCGAAUACUGCCGCCGUUGGCGAAGAUCAACCCAUUGAUGUUUCUUCAUUAGAACAGAGAACACUUACACCAGAAAGGUUUCUCUAUGUGGAAUUGGUCAAAUCAAAUCUUGGAGAAAGGGCCGCUAAGAUUAUAGACCUGCUGCUUUCCUUAGGUAGAUUAACUGUGCAUGAAAUUGCUGUAAAAGCUCCUGAUUUCAACGUGAAAAUUAUAAAGGCAACAUUAGUCUCUUUAAUUCAAUUGCGUUGCGUUAAAUAUUUAGACGAAGUGUCCUUAUCAGGGAAGAAAUCAACAUAUUACUACUAUAACGAGGAUGGGUUAAUAUUAUGUUUAUAUUCCGGUUUGAUCAUUGAGGAGCUUAAUAAUUACCUCCCUCAACGUUCAAAAACUGAUCCAGAAAGCAGUUUAUCUUUGGCUGCACAAGUCGUCCAAAAUAUAUUGACUUUAGGUUCUGUCACUUUGAGAGACUAUUUGGAGGACGUUCAACCUCCACAAUUAAAGCAUGAAUUAACUGCUACCUUUGUUACCUUAUGUGAAUCUGGCUUCUUAGUUCCACUCACUAAACUAAACUAUACUCCAAUUAAUGAUUUGUGGCAUCUUCUAUACGAAAAGGAAUACAAAACUAUACCAAGAACUUCUACCUUGUCUGAUCUGAAAAAAAGAGCAGAAGCAAAAGCAAAAGCUAAAGCAGAAUUUCAAAAAUUCUUAUCACUCCAGAAGGAUCCAAAGAAUAUGAUAACCACGGAUCCAGAAACUUCCUUGAAAACUGUUAUAAAAACAAUUCCAUUGACAGUUAACCUAGAUCGUUUCUUAAAAGUUAGGAGAACAAAGCAACUUUCUCAAUUUGCGAAAGCAAGAAUUAAUUCGUAUUCUGCUCAAGUUUAUAAAGUGGCCUUAAAGAUGACAGAACAAAAAUCCCCUGACUUGAUUGAUCCUUUAACUAAAACUGGACUAUUACAGGAAUUGGAUGAAGCACUUGGGAUUAAAGAAGAAUUAGAACUUGCAGAAGAAAAAACACCAGGUAUUACAUUCAACGCCAUGGAUGUGGCUAAAUAUUUACCAGCAUCAGUAGACCUACGUGGAACUUUAACAUCACAAACAACCAAUAAACGUUCACAAACAGAUUCAAAUACUUCAAACGGAAAGAGAUUAAAAACAGAAGAUGGAUUUGUUAUUCCUAAAUUACCUCAUAUUGCUGAGGAUCCUGAACAGGAAAACGAAGAAGAUUUUGACGAAAAUGAUAAUGACCCACAUUCUAUUGCAUUAAUUAACAGUCAUUUGAAAUUGCUCGCAUCAUCUAACACACCUUUCUUACAAGAAACAAAGCCAGGUGUUUACUACGUUCCAUACAGUAAAUUGAUUCCUAUUUUAAAAACAUCUACAUAUGAUUACAUCAUACUGUCUACGUUAGGUCCAUCUGCAAUGCGCAUACGUCGCUGUAUCUCUUCCAAUGGUCUCGUUUCAGAAAAGGUGAUUACACAAAAGGCGUUGAUGAAGGAAAAGGAUAUAAGGUCAACAAUCUCUUCAUUAGUUAAAUAUAAUGUCGUUGAAAUUCAAGAAGUUCCAAGGACUGCAGAUAGAGCUGCAGCCAGAGCUGUUUUUCUAUUUAGCACGAAUGAGAAUCAUGCUUAUGGAUUUAUGAAACAGAAUCUGGCCUGGAAUAUUGCUAAUCUAUUAUUCAAAAAGGAAAGUUUAAGAGCCGAAAACGUCACAUUAUUGACAAAAGCUAAUAGAGAUGAUGUUAAAGGUAAAGAAGAGGAGCUCUUAUUACCAAGUGAAUUGAACCAAUUGAAAAUGGUUAAUGAAAGGGAGUUGAAUAGUUUUAGUCGUAUAUCCAGAUUACUUUCAUUGUGGGAAGUGUUCAAGAUGUGUUGA